GAACCGUAACGAGGGUCCUUACUAUUCUAGGCUCGCCGUCAUACCGAGCCACACAAGUGGUCUGCAAGAUGGAUCGAGUAGCUAUCCCAUGGGUUGGCUGGUCUCUUGGACAAAAAAGUGGCACUGGCUGCUUUUCUCCGAGGGCUGAACUAGUUUAUCAUCCCAUUGAAAUGAUCUUUUUCCUACACAGUCUUCUCUUCAUCUCUCUUGUUGUUGUGGUUUGAAUCAGAGUCCGUUCAAGCCAUCCACAACCAUGGGUGUCUCCAGAUUAUACCGUGUUGCUCUCUUUGGAGCUUCUGUUCACGCCUUAGCAUAUCCCGGGCCACAGGCGACAGAUCGGGUUAUCAUUCCUUCAGACGCGCAGACUCCUAGGCCAACACUUCCCCCGACUCUUCAUCAUGAGCUUUUCAAACGUCAAGUUUCCGGGAGCGCAAGCGGCUCUGGCUCCUAUGGCGACACUAUCCUCAUUGCUCCAGACAAUACUUGUGGUUAUGUGAGCGGAUUACCAGGCGCCGCUUUUACCUGCGUCAACCCGGCCAAUUCUUGCGUCUUCAUUCCUUCCUCUGGCUCGAUACCGGGUGCUGCAGGAUGCUGCAACACCAAAGUUUGCGGCUUCCGUGUUGCUUGCAUGGACUAUAGCGAGGUCCUCGUCCAGAGCAAAUGCGAUGAUGGUUGCAUGGCAGACACUUACACCGCGAAGUGCACGGGAACCGACUACCCCUAUUGCGGAACCAUUGCCUUCCCCGGUGGCAUCACCGAUUACUUCUGCGAUACUCUCAGCGGCUCGCGUGUACAGUCGGCCAAGACGACCUGGGACGGCGAGACCGACGGCCGCACCUUUUUAACAUGGACAAACACCGGCAGCAGCUCCACCCUUGCCGUUCCAACUGUCGAGUCCAGUAGCACCGGUCGCGCAAGCUCAACCGCCUCCUCGAGCUCCUCCGGCACCGUCGGCCUGGGAGGAUCGUCCACCGAUCCCGCCGACCCCGACCAACCGGAACCGAAGAAGGAAAAAGGAGGAAGCAACAUCGGCGCCAUCGUCGGCGGAGCCGUCGGCGGUCUAGCCGUCAUCGGUCUCGUCAUCCUCGGCAUCGUCUGGAUGGUGCGCCGAAACAAGCGUCACAAUAACAACACCCCCGACACUCCCGCAACCUCCGCAGCAGCAGCAGCUCCCGGCGGCGGCCACCCAGGCCUAGCCAACUCCCCUCCACCACCAGCACCCAGCCCGGGUAACCUCGACCCAGCGCUCAACAACAACUCCCACAACAGUUACUACUACGCCGGCGGCGGCGGCCAACCGGAUCCUAACAAGGUCCCCGUCAUGACACAACACUACCCUGCUCCUGCCUCGCCCCCUCCUCCCGCCGAUUACCACAACAACAACCAACAAUGGAACAACAACAACAACAACCCCAACGGCAGCCCAACAUCAGGCUACAUGCCCCCCUCCAGCCCUGCUUCUACCUUAAUGUCCGGAGGCGGGUAUCAACCCAGCAGCGUUAGCAACCCAAGUGCUCACCCGCAUCACAUGUCCGGGCAGAGCUUUACGGGUGUACCAGUUGGUGGGGGGCAAGGGCCGAUGUAUGGCCCGGGCGGACAGCCGGUUUAUGAGGCGGCGAGUAAUGCGGUGGGUGGACCGCAGGAGUUGAAUGCGAAUCAUAGGGGGCAGAUGCAUGAGUUGCAAUAGAUGGGAUACAGACAGGGAGAGAGAGAGAGAGAAAGAGGUGGUGGUAUAUACUUAAGUGGGUGUAUGAGGUGAAAGGGGGAGGAGAUUGAAGCUUACUGUUUAUAUGACAAUGAUGGAAUGAAUGGAUUGAAUGGAUCGGAAGGGAUUACAAUG
This is a messenger RNA of Neurospora tetraspora, 1840 nucleotides long. RefSeq lists its product as uncharacterized. Bases 254 to 1687 code for a protein of 477 amino acids. Lineage: Eukaryota; Fungi; Ascomycota; Sordariomycetes; Sordariales; Sordariaceae. The transcript has 3 exons. The record is from RefSeq and is a predicted model, not a curated record.